AUGUUGCCCGGGGCUAUGAAAACCUGGAUCUCGUCCCCGGAGGAUCGAGCCAAGUCUCAUUAUGUUUGCGCCGGUUAUUCCCUUGAUACUGGUCGUUUGUUUAGCAACCCGUGCCAGCUAGUGACAGCUUUUCCUGAGCUGAGCGGUGCCAUCGAAGAUGAUUCCUUAUGGAAGAAAAGCUUGGCCAUCUAUGAGUCGCCCUCGUUUUCCAGUAUCAUGGAUUCUCUCGAAUAUCGCGGUGCGAAGUUCGAAAACAUUGCCCUUUUCAACUGCUUCGCCCUGAACGCUGCCAUUCAAGCUACGACCUCGUCUCUUUGCGAACUGCGCAGUCUGACGGUAAUCAAUGACGAAGCCGUCGAGUUUCGCGAGGAAUCCCAGCAACUUCUAAAGAUUCAGUGUCCGAAGUUGGAGGAGAUCAGGUUAAUUACAGUCAUAAUGAGCGCUUCAGUGCUGCGAGCGUUUCUGACCAUGAGGGGAAUCAAAAAGUUGGCAGUUCGCAGUGCAGGAUUAGUGAACUGCACCUGGCCGAGUGUUAGACCCCUGUUGUCAAGGGGAAGGAUGACUGAGUCGUUAACUUAUUUAGACCUGCGAGAAGUUUGCUUGCACGAGUCGGAUUUCGAAGUGAUUUUUCAAGGCUCGCCUUUGUUGGAGGGAUUUAUUUGGACGUCAACCUCCAAUUCUCAGAUCAUCUCGGUGAUCUCCGUUUUACCUCUAACGAUCGAAACGUUCGGGAUUCAAGUUUUGCUUUCGGAUGAUACUUUGCCGGAGAUAGGCAUACUGUUGGAGGAAAGAGGACAACUGAAUUUACGAUUGACGUCCAUUUUACUGGCAAUAUCCGAUUAUCAAAUGACAUUUGACAUUGCUCGCCAAAUUUUCGGAGGAACAAUUGCAUGGCCUAGGCUUGGGACCGUUGUUCUGGGAAAAACUGGAGGUUGGGCCGAUGAUGAUUUGCUCAUGUUCGGCGCAUUUCCAAGGAAUAUCACAAAAUUGGUAAUCAAAUCAUUCGUCCCGGAAAGCAUCGUGAACUUGUUGAUCAGAAGUUUGCCGAAUCUGCAAUUCUUUCACGCGGACGUGAAAUAUCCUUGCCGAGGAACAUUCGCUUCGUCCUUGUCUGAAAAUCCGAGGGUAGCCCCCAAUUUGCAAAGCAUUUUCAUCACUCAACGGAGAUUGGAUCCAUUUCUCUACACGAGCUUGCAGAAUUUGAUUUUGAUCCGGCCAGCUUUGAAAGUUUGCUUUUGCCCGGAUUCCCGGGACGGACGAACACUUUACUUGCAUCAUCCGGCGACUUUGGACGGGGCUCAAGUCAGAUUUUCCAUGAUCGAGGCCUGCGAACCCGGCUCAAAUUGGCGCUUUUCCCACGAUGAAGCGAUGAUUUUCUAAUAUUUAUGAAUGACGAUUAUGACGUGACAAUAUGCCCGCAAGCAAACACAUAUAUUUUCACAUUUUUAUAAAAGUAUAACCAAUAAUUAUUUCAGUGAUCAAAUGUCAAACGAUUGGCUCAUUCGAAUGUUUUCAUUUUAAAUCAAGACGGUUCGCUUCAUCUAGGAAAAAAAUUCAUCAAUGGCAUCGUUUCCGGUAUUUGAAAACGCGGGCUAACAUCAAAAAUACAUUUUCUCGUGAU
Molecule: messenger RNA, 1621 nt
Organism: Notodromas monacha
Lineage: Eukaryota; Metazoa; Arthropoda; Ostracoda; Podocopida; Cyprididae
Source: the annotation of a GenBank genome assembly